AUCGAAGUGCGUUGUGGGGGGAGAGAGGAGGGGGGAGAGGUGAGGGUGGGAGGAGCCAACGCUUGGAGCAGACCGUGGCUCUGGCGAGGGAGGGGUGGAUGCAUCCCCCUUCUCUCGGUCGUUGGUGACACGAUCCAGCGAGAGGACCCACCCCCGGACCCUUGGAGUUUGUUGAUGCCAUCCACCCGGCAUAUCGGCCUUCAGGCCAAAACCGCGCCGUCACCGACAGUUAUGUGGGGAAUACGGAAGAGCUCUACACGGCGCGUGGAUUAACUGCCGGCCACACGCCUGCAUGCACGGACGCCACACCAACAACGUCUGAAGGUGCGAUCCACCUCCUCCCCCUCCCAUUGCCCGUGGCUCUCUGGUCGUCGUCGAUGUGCCUGGUGUCGAGAGGACUGUGAUGAUCGGUCAGUUGACGUCAGAGCCGCGCUGCUGUUCCUCCUGAUGUUGUCGUUGCCGGUCGUCGACGCUGCAGAACGAAGACGUGGUAGAUGAGGUUGUACAAAUCUUGGUGGAUGUGAAGGUUGCAGAUGAUGUCGACACACUCCUCAGCCCGAACUAAACAGCAACACGUUCAACUGAAAGACAUCAUCUACAAGCACUCAUCGUGUGCAAAUGCUUUAUCUAUAACUACUUGUAUACACAGACUUGUAUCUACGAACACCAUGUGUAAUGGAACUUUGCAGGGCGAGUAAGAUGGCGGAAAUCUGCAUUCCCACAGACCGAGUGCCAGCCGACAUCCUGCACCGCCUGAAGGCCAUCGGUCAGCUCCUUCAGUCCGAGACAUCGUGCGCCUCGCAGGCGGUGGGUCAGUCGUCGUCGUCGUCGUCUGCUGUGAUGAGAGAAAAAGACAAUAAUACCUACGACGAGGUGGACGGCUCACUGGAAGUAGACAGAACUGGGAGACGUGUAGAGACGAGAGUCAGCUCGGGGACGAAGGACAAAGGUGACGUGGUGUCUGCUCUCACGAGGACCUCUCCUGAGAAACAAGUGGAGCAAGGUGAGAGGUCAUCAACUCAAGACAUUCGCCAAGACAUGUUUGUGCUACAACAGCAACAGCAGGCUCUCCACCAGCUACACCAAAGUCAGACCAACCUUCGCCAACAUCAGACACAUGGCGCUAAAAGGGUCUCGACAUUUAGUUCGCAUGUUGAUGAUGGUGUGAUAGACGACACCAGGCUUGACCCGUCCUGCCAAAGGUCGAGGUCGCCGAGUCAAGGAGAAGUGGGUGCCCAGGACAUCCUGCGGCAGAGACGCACCAUGAGAAGUCCGUUUGUCCCUGACUCUAAGGCAAGUUUUAGCUCUGGUCCCCCAGGGAUGUCUAGAGAGACUGCACACCGCUCGGCCUCGUUCGGUCAGACUUCGGCCAUGGAUGAUGACGACGACAUUGUUCGGAUAUUUCCGUCUACUUCCGUUGCUGCCCCAGCAGAUGUUGGAUACCAGCAGAGUCCCAAGGUCUUGACUCCCCCAGAAACUCCCGAGAGCGAAGGCAAGAGGAAGGUCAAAGACGUUUUCACAUUCGACGACCUUGCCUGCACGGAAGAACUUCUGAGACAAACGAUGGAGAAGAUGAGCCAGCUCCAGGAACAGACGAGUCAGACGAGUCCAGUCAGACGGGAGGUCUGAGUGCAGUAGGCUCACGUCAUCUGUCUCCUCACUGUGCUCGUGGAGGAGAGGCUCAAGGUUCACUUCACAAGGCUCCUCGCUCCGCCCCGGCUGACCUUCACCUCUUGCAGUGCGCCGACACUCCAGUCAGGAAGAGGCUCAACAUGGACGGAAUGUCCUGUCGCGGCUUCUCGUCCUCCCAGUCCACCUCUAUGGAAGACUACCCCGUACGGCAACGCAGAAACUCUCUGUCGCCGCAGUCCCAACGGACGCGGAGCUACGAGCACGGAGUCGGAGGACUCUUUGUCCACUCUCUUCCACGCACUUACGACACCGUCGGCGCUCCAUACCCACCGGCCAGCCCUCGACAGACCUCGACAACCUCCGCUGGUGAUGGAGAUGGGGGUCGUGCGGACUUUCCGUUCUAUGCCUACCGCCACGAGGGUCAGCAGGUCGUAAUGGGUGGUGCAGGUAACACUCCCACCAAACAACUGUCACCCUUCACCUCUGACAGAACGUGCUUCCCAGAGAGACCCCUCCUGACGUCCAGCACGCAGUUGCAUGGCAGAGGCACCCCCGGGUAUGAAGAAGACGAGAUGACAGGACCCAUGUCGAGCUAUUUUCUCCCUACCCAGUUCUCAUACAACAGCGCUAAUCACCUGGAGCUACAAGCCCGACUAACUAUGCAAGGAGACAGAAACACUCCAAAGAGAAGGCGGCCAGACUUCGAUGUCAUGGGCGAUGAGCGAGACCGGGCUUACUGCACAUGCGCAGUGAUGGAGGGCAACUUCCUGCAGAUGGCGGAGUGUGCGUACAAGCGUAUCCGGCGUCUGGACUCGUCUCCUGUCGACUUCGAGAGAUUCCGCACGGAGCUGGCGCAGACCAACGAGAUCCUCCGCGAGUCCAUGGGUCUGAUGAAGCGCAUCCGGGAGAUGUGCGACCACCGCCCGAGGUCACGACCAUGACCUGCCUCCAUCUUGGGUGCCAGAGACAAUGUCGGCCUCCAGGCUCAAUGACACAGACAGGCUUGUGUGAUUGUGUGUGAACAAGGUGAAAUAUUCCAGCUGGUCUGAUAUUGGCAGAGCAAGGUAGACAUCGUCGUGUGAUCGUGACAAUGAGGUCUGCACAGGUGUGUGUGAUUUUGACAAGUUAACCUUUGGCCGCAUUCCACCGGAUGGGGUCAAAGUGCGACUUUUAAGACACUCGCAAGUUAUCUACAAAUCUACACACCAAUCCGUGCCGAUGUGUGGUUUUUGUAGGAUGACAGCAUUUUUCUAAAGCUAAAGUUCUUGUCUCAAUGCAUGUAAACAUUUUGGACUACCAGGCAGCUGCACGUCCUGUCGUGGAGCAAAGAGUCACAAGAACCGACAAUGAAUAACCGCCAUUUUGACUUGUCAUCAUUGGAGUUUCUGUGUGUCGGUCGUUUGGACAGUAAACGCUUGGGAUUAGAAAACUUUCAAAGCAGACUUUAUAAUUUAAACAAAAUUUAAUUAGUUUUCGCUGGAAGAUGUACACACUUGAGGAUGUUUGACUUUCAGAUGGACAUGUCUCAUAUUUGAAUUGUGUUCAGCAGAGGGCGAGUCCCACACCCCAGUGUUCAGUAGUCAGAGAGGUCGCUAGGCAACCACCUCACGCCGUUUGUUGCCAGUUUAAAACAACAUGUCUCCAGGUCAGUGUCAGGUCAGUGCCAGGUUCUUGCUAUUGAUCUUCAUUUCCCACAGUUUCCUGUAGAGCCAGUAACAAAAAUCCUUCAUCUUUACUUUGAUGAGUUUUCAGAUGCCAGAAAUCAGAAAUGUGGGGUCCUAAUGCUGUCCCCCAGGCUGUUUACAAACAUUUUGUAGGUAGAUGUGACAUGAUCGACACAAUGCUGUGGUCAGAGCUGAUGGAAGGAGUUCAGUUUUCACACAUGGACACCAUGUCAUGUACACUAUGGCCUCACUAUCACAGCUAGAACUUAGAGUUCUGACAUCUUUGGUGCCAGUGAGUCAUGUCGUUAUGACAUGAGGGACAUACAAGCAUUUACACUACAAAACACGUGUUCAGCACCAGUCUGUAGGCAAAUGGACAUUGUCAUAGCAUUUUUAACUAACUAUAAUACUGUCAUCAGCCACAUGUUCUUACAAAAAGGACGUGACUAAUUACUUAUAUAUAUAGUAUGUUCAUUAUACGCUCAUCCAUCUUCUACAUACACACACCUACAUGCCGUUGAAACAUGGUUAGAGAGGAAGUGUGUUUGUAAUGGAAUUACUGGUAAUUAAUGACACUAUAAUUGUGGUUUGUAGUGUAGCAUCCUCAGAGAGGAUCUGUUGAGUGCUACUAGGGAGGAGGCUGUCUUCAACUUUGUCAAUGAUGUACAUAACGGAUUGUAUAUAGUACGACACGUGACAUAAUACGAGAGGUUAUUAUUUGUACAAUACACUAUGCAGGGUGUACAGUAUAUGAUACAGUAUGACACGUGAUAUACCUAUACGGUGCAUGAUGUAUAUUAUAUGCUACGUGAUGUGUGAUGUUAUUAAUACGUGAUGUGUGAUGUAUAGUACGUGAUGUAUGAUGUAUAGUACGUGAUGUGUCAUGUAUAGUACGUGAUGUGUCAUGUAUAGUACGUGAUGUGUCAUAUAUAGUACGUGAUGUGCGAUGUGUAGUAUGUUAUGUGUGAUGUAUAGUACGUGACCCAUGAUAAAAUGAUACAAUAUGUAUGAUGCACGAGCUACACCCUUUAUUUACAUUAAUGUCAGGGCCGUCAGUGCAGUGUACACAAGUUAAAUCCAAUGUAAACAAUGAGUCAGAAAACAUUUGAGGUUAUUUCCCGACUUGCAGAACAUAAGCAUCGGCGCUGGAGUAGCCAACUGAUAUGUAAAACCUGAGAUACUGUUUAUGUGUCCGUUAGUGACGUUGUAAAGGUCCAGCAACGUCUCGCGACUGUUUACAGGUGUAAAGUACGGGGUGUGGGAACUGUCAGACCACUGGUGCCGAGCUGUAUUGCGCCAAGUGUAAGUGUAUCACAGCGAGUGAAUGGUUUGAUUGUGAAGGCAACCGAUCGUGAGCGCACGCACAAAUGCAGAAAAGAUACAUUUACAUUUAAUUGGCGAGGUCGUGGGAAAGCAGUCGGGUGCAUUGACGGAGCGGGUGGGAAAACUGCGCUCAGACGCUGAUUCUCAGCGGGAAGAUCCAGCCACCCGUUGGUCUGUGGCCGGCUGGACCUCGUUUGUGAGUAAGUGUGAGUAUUUGUGAUUACACCGAGCGCCACUCUUGCGUCACUUGUACACAAGCUCGCGCAUGCGCAGAACGCCGUGUGAACAUAAGUCAACUGAGCGCGAGGGUCAGUCGGGGUCAGCCGUGAAACCUAUUUCUAAUUCGCUGACUAAUGUUUCUUACAAUCCCAGCAACACUCGCGAAAGUGACCUUCGGACGCCGCAGUGGGGUCAAGUGCUGCGACACCUGAUGCGACUCCCCCCACCACCACCACCACCACCUCCCCAGCAGAGCCAGUGUGAGGGGUCGGGGGUUGGAAUACGAGAUAUAAAAAGAAAGUUUGCUAGCGUGUGUGACAGUCUGCAUACAAUACCUGAUAUGACUGAAAGUCGUCCUGUCAAGUAGGGGAGAAGUGGUGUGGAGUCUACCCGGGACGAGUUAGGCGGGGUAGGUAGGGGGUUAUAGCGGGGUGGAGAAGAGGACAGCUAGUCCCGCUAUUUAAAUGUUUCGAUUGUCUGCAGGUUUGCGUGCACCAGGCGCGAGGAUGCUGACGACGCCAGCACGUAGACAUGGCAAAGCUGGAGGCACGGAGUCAGGGUGGGACGUUGGGAGCCUUCUCGCCUUCUGAUACCCCGCUGGCUGGGUGCUCGGGUUGUAGGGACACUUGUACGGUGGUGAUGGUGGUGGGAGGAACCUUAGGCAGGGGGACUACAGAUUUACGACACCAACCAUCGUCAAGUCGGCAGGUCGUCAGAGGUCGCCUCUGACAUCACAUCGUGUAACAUCGCUGUUUAUUGCUCUGUUGAGGCAGCACGUGCCCUCGUAACAGCAGGCUCGUGUGCCUUCUUUUCACGUAAAUCGCACAUAUGUGUUCAAAACUUAUUCUUUAUUUUAUUGUUGUGGAAUUUUUUUGAAAUGCAAGGCAUUUUUUCCCUUCUCGAUCAAAUGGGAUUUUGCCUACGGGAGGCGGGUAGACGAGUGGUCAGAACACUUGCAUCCGAACCCAGAGACACGUUAAUUGGAUCCUCAUGGGACACAAAGAACCCUCCCACUCCAGUCGACCCCGCUGUCGAGACUGGCGCCUGACUGUACAGAAAGUUGAGAAGAGGGGCGAGAAACGGGCCCUGCCCUCGCAAAAAGCUUUGUAAGCCGUCUCCCUGCUCCCCAGGGGAAGUGGAGGACAGGGUUCUUGCUCCUUGUCCUUUGCUCAUCACUGGUCAGAUGAUAAAGAGGACAGGAGUCUGAGUGUCUAUCUCACUGAUAGAAGGUCUCGGUAGCACCGGUUGAGUCCCUCCCGUCUCCCCUCCCUGUCAAUAGUGAUACUGGGAUGAUUUCUUGUUGAUAUUUGAAAACUUUUAAUAUAUGUGUUAUAUUCAUCUACAAAACACCGUAGUUACCUGCUUGAAGUGGUUUUCUGUGAUUAGAUACAAUCAUGUAAACAUAACUGUGAUGUUGACCUUCGUCUAAUAUUCCCACCUCGUUCAUAGGUGUGUUGUUUUCUGUGUUUACCUUUCUUCAAAUAUCAUCCUUUGCCAGCAUAUAUUUCAAGGUCCAAACCGUAUAAGUACCCUCUCUCUCUCACACACACACACACAGACACACAAAGCAUAAUAAUCUCCGUCCUGUACUUGCAACAUCAAUCUUUAUAUCUCCUUAAAGAAUUGUUUAAAAAAAAUAUUUUAGUUUUUGAAACGUCUAAAGUUUAUCUUUGAAUGUGUUCAAGUAAACAAUAUGUCUACCAUAGAGUUAUUUAUUAUUUCUCAGUAAACACGUAAUAACUUAUUUGAUGUCAACGCUCAAGAUCCUUUAUAACCCUGUUACUUCCAGAAAAGUAUUGUUGUCGCUGAAAUGUAUUAUUUGUACAUCUGAAAGCAAAGAUGAAUAUUAUUUAUGCCUUUGGUAGUUGGUAAGAACGACAACAGAAUGUGAUAUCUGUUGAAGCAGACUUGCAAACACUAGAUAACUUAUUUUACAGGGCGAGUACCACAAAUAACAAAACAUAUUUUAUCAAGAAAUAUGACAGGAGACUUAGGUUGUCUCCUGACAUAAAGUGGAGAUGAGGAUGGCGAGGAGCAGAGAGCUUGUCAUUCCUGUCACAUCACUGUGGCGGCCAGUGUCCUCGUGAUGCUGGCACUCAAUGUGUUCCACAACUGAAAACGGGUUCCAGACUGAUUGUUGUCGCCAACAUUCCUUUGCUGUGUUCGUGUGUCGACUAAUUUUAUUAUUACUGUGUUCAUACAGUUAAUAUAUUUCCGUGCACUGCUGGUUAAGUUUGGCCAAACUGUGUGAUUAGAUUUUUAUAAUAAUUAUAGUGUUUUCGAGAUAUUCAAUAAAAGUUUAUUUAAGAGUGCA
Molecule: messenger RNA, 7152 nt
Organism: Pomacea canaliculata
Lineage: Eukaryota; Metazoa; Mollusca; Gastropoda; Architaenioglossa; Ampullariidae
Exons: 4
Coding region: 676-1629 (317 amino acids)
Source: RefSeq, a predicted model, not a curated record